CUUAUUCUCACUCAUUCCCUCUCUUUCCUCAUCAUUCUCUUUCAUGUACCACCGAGCAUGCCCUGCAUCUUGAAAAUCAGGGUCGUCGGAGCAAGGGAUCUGCCCGUCAUGGACAAGGCCUCGGACCUGACGGACGCCUACGUAGAGGUGCGCUUUGCCGAUUUCGAGGCUCAGCGGACUACUGUCUGUCGCAAGACACUCAACCCUGUGUGGAACGAGGACUUCAGAUUUGAGGUCACUGACGAUGCUGAUCUUCAGAACGAACCUCUGGAGCUCAAGGUGCUCGACUACGACGCCAUCACUGCAAACGAUUCUGUCGGCUCUGUCUUUAUUGAUUUAAAUCCCCUAUUGCCGGUCAAUUCGCCCUGGCAGAUCGCUGGAUGGUUCCCAAUUUAUGACACUAUUCGUGGCGUGCGAGGCGAGGUCAACGUCCAAGUCAAGCUUCAGUUCUUCGGCGAUGUCAACCCCUUUAAGGACUCUUCAGCAGGAAUCAUGUUUUUCUCAACGACAUCCUUGCCUGCUGGAUACCAGAUAGUAGCCAUGCACGGCUUUGUGGACGCCAUUGUGAACGAGGACGACCCUGAAUAUCAUUGGAGCGAUAGCUUUCGUACACAGCGAUCGUCAAACGAAGCCCGUCAGAGACUUCUCUUCCGACUUUCGGGGCAACUCCGUCGAUUGCUGGGCAAGGAGACAUUGGAUAUGGGCGGAAACGCCGUUCUAGGCUAUCAGCAAUGUUUCGACUUGGAGAGCGAGGAACAUGCCAUCACGGCCCGUGCUGUUGGUACUGCCGUUAAAAUCGCCAUGGUUUCCAGUUCGUCGCCUCAGUUCAUCGACAAGCUGCAACCGGUCACCCUGAACGAUCUUCACGCGGAUGAUAUCCUUUCAUCGACACGGGAAGCCGAGCAGGGUUCUGGCGCCAUCAGUGCUGGGCCCAGUCCCGACAGCAUGUUACCUGCAUUGGUACAGAGGAGACGCGGUUCGUCACUUUCAAGCGAUAGCAGUAGUAGCACGGAUUCUGCACCAUCGGUCGCCAGUGGGGCCAGGAACAGCAUCAAUAAUUACAAGUAUCUGGAGCAACAAAUAUUUACGCUCCACGAAUUCCCGCCAGGCACUGUAUUCAACUUGGGUGGCAUUGUGAGCGCGCGAUCUGUAAAACUGAUUGAGAAUGAUGAUGUCGAAACACGCGACGCUUGGUGGAACGAGUUGCGGGACGAAAUCAAGUCGCACGCGCGAGUACUGGGCUGCUCCCACAUCAUUGGCUAUCAAGAGGCAGCGACCAUCAACGACGAGCUCAUUGUGCUUUCUGCAAUUGGCACAGCCGCCAAUCUGGAUAUGACCGCAUUCACACCUGGAUUCUUCGAGGUCGCCAAGAACCUGUCACGCUCGGGAAGCAUUAGUCGGUCGUACGCUGAUAACCCGGUGGACAGUCUUCCCACACCGAUCACCACCAAGGCCAGCUUCCAGAAUUCUCUCAAGGAGCAGCAAUGGAUGGAGAUGCUAGCCAAGCGCAAAAGCAAGAGGAAACAGCCGUCUGCCUGCAGAAUGUGUCAUAUCCCAUUCUAUCGCAAGUCAUCACCAUUUCCUAUGAGUCUGGUCAAGUGUCAGAAGUGCAAGAAGAAGUACGUUCCUGAGAUCCUGCUUAGCACUGUAGAGCCGCCGGCGGAGCUGGGCGUGGUAGGACAGAGCGCCUUUGUGGAGGCACACGUCUGUCGGGCCAAGAAAAGAAAGGACGGGGAGUCGAAUGCGACUAUUGUGAGCGAUGCUAUACCAUUCGUGGAAUACGACUUGCAUCGACAGCUUAUGUACAAGCUUAAGAUUCACGGUCUGAAUGCCAUUUUCGGCCUGCGGUUCCAGGUAACGGUGGGAGACUCUCUCAUUGUCGCUGUCGCCUCCGGUACGGCGAUGUACCUAUCCGCUCUACCAACACCGCCAGCACUCAGAAUCUCCAGAAACCUCGAUGUGAUUGAUGAGGAGGACAAGAAGCUGCUGGAAAUGCAGCGCAAGAUCAUGGACCUUUCAGAGACGAACCGACAGAACCUAGAGGCUGCUAAGCUGCGGGAGCAGGAGGAUGGUGAGCCAGGGGCGCCGUCGACCCUUGCGGACGGAGCCUCGACAGGUCAGCCUGAGGACGACAGCUCCGGAUCGAGCUCGGACUCUGAGGACGAGAACGAGAAAGAUAACUAUCAGACCAACGUGGUUAUUCAGAUUGACGACGACGCUGAUGAAGACUUGAUGGCUGUGCUGCUGGACCCAGUAUUUACGGAUGGAUUUUUGCUUUGCAGCACUGAGACCCUCCCCAACCAUCCGUACUUUGUCAGCACGGACCCGAUGAUCCCAGACAACGCUCAUCUGAUCACGACAGUCAAGCAGGGCCAUAUCAACAUGAUCUCUCACCAUCCCAAUCGACAGCUGGCAGCCCUCUUCCGAUCCAUUUACGAGGACCUUCGCUUCCGGCUGUCCUACUUCACGGACUGUGUGUUGGCGGGCAUCACAUACAACAUUCAAUUGCCAAGGUCUAACGAGGUUCAAAUCCAACUCACAGCCGUAGCUCUUGGGCAGCAGCGCCAGACAGACGCCCUGGAGCCACUGGGAGUGCCGAUCACUCUUUCUCCAUGGAGGUCCGUGCCUGGAUCGACUGCUUUAUCCGCCAAUCAUUCUAGAUCAGGGUCCGAGAACGGACCCCGGCCUUCGAGCGUAUCUUCCGGUCGGCCACUGAUCGCAUCUGUUGAGGACUCGAUGGUCUUCCAGAUGGAUGAGUGCCAAACAUCGGACUCUCCACGGGAAACGUCGCCUUCCAGUCAGUCGAACACGCCAAUCAGCGCUCUUACGGACCUUAGCACCCGAUCAGGCGCGGUUCAUCAGCUGGCGACGCAGCCGUCACGCCAUACUAUUCUUGGAUCAACCUCUGCCACUGCUCCCACCACUCCUGCGCAAGAGUGCUUCGCUCCCUUGCCUGUCACUGACAGCGGACCCAGCACACCAAUAGAGGGGCCAAGUAAUAUUCAGACGGCCGUAAAAUCGCAUGAUAGCCAAGAUCAAAUACCGCUUGCCAUGAGCUCGAACUUGGCCCCCCCGUCAAGCCCAACCUAUCGGUCGAUCUCAUUCAACAACAGUGACGCCAGCGAGAAUACAGUGGGAACAGGAACCACAAAACCGGAGCAGCAGCACAACCGCCAUGCACGACAGUCAUCCAUCUCAUCCACGCUCACACGACAGGGUCAGAUGGAAGAGUCCGGCAGAGUGGCGUUUCUACCGAUGAUGCCAGCAGAUCGGCCCUUCAUUGAGGUGACGCCGCUGUCAUUCAUCCCUGGGCGAACACCGACACGGUACUUGGGCAAGCUGUCUCUUCACUUUGUCAAGGAAACGCAUAUUUUACACGAUGCGACAGUUUCGAGUGGUAUGGGCGGAUUCGUACACGUUUUUCUGAUGGAGAUUCAGGCUGUGGCAAGGUCGCACGUGGCGGCGCUGGGUGGAGAUGCGAUUGUUGGUCUUCGAGUGGACGAGAGUUUCUUCCAGGAGAGUGUGAAAAAUCAGGGAUAUGCACUCAUAUCAAUCAGUGGAGACGUUGUAGGAUGUGCGUUAAAUGACCGGGAAUCGAGUAGUUCUACCUCGUCGGACACAGAGGACGCUGAGAACGGGAAUGAAGAUGAAGGAAAAGAGGAGGAGGACGAGAUGAAUGAGGAAAGUAGCACUGGUAGGCCCAGACUGGAUGGCACGCGGAGUAUACCUCGAGACACUUCAGUGAUGUCUGGAUGGCAGAGCAAUCAAAGCAUCGAGAGUGUCGACAUUCCUUCGUCCACGCUGCCAAUAUUUGAGCCGACAAAUACUUGAAUGAGACUACACAUGUAUGAUAUGCAUCCUGUAACAAAACUAACUGCUCUGCAAACUGCCGGAAUAAAUUUGCAAUGCACGUUACAACAAC
Messenger RNA from Gamsiella multidivaricata, 3922 nucleotides. RefSeq lists its product as uncharacterized. Gene Ontology annotation, molecular function: calcium ion binding; calcium-dependent phospholipid binding. The record is from RefSeq and is a predicted model, not a curated record. Gene Ontology annotation, cellular component: plasma membrane. Gene Ontology annotation, biological process: positive regulation of protein targeting to membrane; positive regulation of vesicle fusion; protein localization to plasma membrane. The coding region runs from base 58 to 3831 and encodes 1257 amino acids. Lineage: Eukaryota; Fungi; Mortierellomycota; Mortierellomycetes; Mortierellales; Mortierellaceae. The transcript has 3 exons.